This is a messenger RNA of Lactuca sativa (garden lettuce), 1309 nucleotides long. RefSeq lists its product as uncharacterized. Gene Ontology annotation, molecular function: metal ion binding. The record is from RefSeq and is a predicted model, not a curated record. Lineage: Eukaryota; Viridiplantae; Streptophyta; Magnoliopsida; Asterales; Asteraceae.
CACACAGAGUUGGUGUGAGUUAAUGUGUGUGGGGGCUGAGCUUAUCUUCCAUGGUUAUGAAAAAGAAAUGCGUUAUUUUGAGUGAAGGGUCAGCAAUCACCUCCAUCCUUCUUCUUAAUACCGACAAUUCUUGAUGAUUUCACAUGGACGUCGACACCUCUUCUACUCUCAAACUACACAUAAUUAAUACAUAAUUAAUUCAUAACUCACAAUGUUCGAUUAUUUCUCAUCUUCUUAACCCUCUCUCUCUCUCUCUCUCUCUCUCGGAAAACCAUGGCGUCUGAAAAGGUUACAGUAAUGAUACUGAAUGUUGAUCUUAAAUGCCCCUGCUGCUACAAGAAGGUCAAGAAAGUCCUCUGUAAAUUCCCCCAAAUAAGGGAUCAAGUGUUUGAUGAGGACAAAAAUAAGGUUACGAUCACAGUCGUAUGCUGCAAUCCUGAGAAGAUCAGAGACAAGCUUUGUUGCAAAGGUGGGAAGGCAAUCCAGAGCAUUGAGAUCGUCGAGAACAAACCGAAGCCACCGGAAAAACCGAAGCCUGUCGAUAAGCCGAAACCCCCAGAACCUGAGAAGCCGAAGGUAAUCGAGAAAAAACCAGAGCCCAAGCCCCCUCCGGUUGUAGUUCCGGCGCCGGUUGAAAAGCCUAAAGUCGAUCCUCCCAAACCCGAUCCACCAAAACCUGAUCCACCGAAAGAGGUUCCACCGAAAAAACCCGAUCCUGCUCCAACUCCGAAGCCACCUGUUGUUGUUCCACAGCCGGAGCCGGUGAAGAUGCCUGAACCGAUGCAUGGAUACCCGCAGCCCUUCUGUCCACCGCAGUUCCCAGUUUCGGUGUGUUGCCAGGAGUGCUAUGAAGGUCGCGGAGGAGGGCCAUGUCAUUAUGGAUAUGGAAGGCCCGUACCACCACCACCAGGCCCAUGCUACGACGGUUAUGGAUACCAAUACGGUGGAAACAGGCCGUGUUAUGCGAGGUGUGAUUAUUUCAGUGAAGAAAACCCACAAGGAUGUUCGGUAAUGUAAAAAGCAAGUAUAUAAUUAAAAUACUAAUGGCGGCCAUUUUUAGUCUUGAUGACUCUAUUAUCAUCAAGAUCGUGAAAGAUAUAAAGUCUCCUUUUCGUGAUGCUAAUAAUAAAGUUAUAAAGGAGAGAUAGAAAGAGAAAUUGAGAUAGUAAGUUUGUUUUUUUUUUUUUUUUUUUUUUUUUUCGUUUAUACAUGAUAACAAAUGUGUACUUGUAAAUAUAAUAAAUGAUCUCCAAAAUGUUGUUGGAGAAGGUGUAUAUUAUUAAUAUAUACAUCAAUUUACUUUUGCUUA